ACCCCCCACAACCUGCUCAUGACACAGAUGUCUGGUACCUCUGUCACCUCCCACUGCUUAAACCCCUCCCACUCGGCACCUGGGUAAGCUGAGUCCACAGUCUGAAGACAGAGUACCGUUUGACUCCAAAGCGAUCGAGAACAAGCACCAGAGAGACGCUAGCAGUGUGAGUGCAUAUUUUGCGUAAAGCCUCCUUCCUGUCAAUUAAUCCGAGAAACACUGAAACAAGAUCCAGGUUUCUCUAGACUAACGACACGCUGACAGUCGGACCCUUUUUAUGGGUUCAAGAUCUCAGUUGUUUGCCACAUACAGGAACGCGUGGACUGUGUUUUUUUCUUUCUUUCUUUUUUUAUCCUUAGUAACAUUUUACUGUGCAGAGUGAUUGCUAUCGGAACUUGGACGCCUCGACAGUUUCAGUACUGUACAGCGGGAGUUCUUGAGAUAGUUUUGACUUUUGGGACGUGUAUCAUCUGGACAGUAAAAGAGAAGAACAAAUAGCAUUCCUGCUCUGUUUCUUUUUGCGUCGGAUUCGGAGACUGGAAUUUAAUUUGUAGUUAAACCCCAGUAACGAAUGGUGGGAAUUUCUGUCCCUUUUCAGUAUCGCACUGAGAAGCACUCCACAAUGCCAGACUCACCUGCUGAUGUGAAAUCACAAUCCAGGUUGACACCACCAACAAUGCCACCUCCUCCAACCAUGCAAGGAGCUCCGAGGACCAGUUCUUUUACCCCGACCACAUUGACCAAUGGCACCAGCCACUCACCCACAGCAUUAAACGGAGCUCCGUCUCCGCCUAAUGGCUUUAGCAAUGGUCCCUCCUCAUCAUUAGCCAAUCAGCAGUUGCCACCUGCCUGUGGAGCACGGCAGCUCAGUAAACUCAAGAGGUUCCUCACCACACUGCAGCAGUUUGGCAACGACAUUUCACCCGAAAUCGGAGAAAGGGUGCGCACAUUAGUGCUAGGGCUUGUGAACUCUACCUUAACCAUAGAAGAAUUUCAUUCCAAACUGCAAGAAGCUACGAAUUUCCCACUGCGACCGUUUGUCGUCCCAUUUCUGAAGGCCAACCUGCCUCUACUUCAGCGGGAGCUCCUGCACUGCGCAAGGCUGGCCAAGCAGAACCCGGCCCAGUACCUCGCUCAGCACGAGCAGCUGCUGCUCGACACCAGCACCACCUCACCUGUCGACUCCUCCGAUCUGCUGCUGGACGUCAACGAAAACGGCAAAAGGAGAACACCUGAUAGAACCAAAGAGAAUGGCUUUGAUCGAGAGCCUUUGCACUCAGAGCAUCCCAGCAAGCGGCCCUGCACUAUUAGCCCCAGCCAACGGUACAGUCCAAAUAACGGCUUAUCCUACCAGCCCAACAGUCUGCCUCACCCCACGCCGCCUCCACCUCAGCACUACCGUCUGGAUGACAUGGCUAUCGCUCAUCACUACAGGGACUCGUACAGGCAUCCCAACCACAGGGACCUCAGGGACAGGACCAGACCUCUGGGGAUGCAUGGCACGCGUCAAGAAGAAGUGAUUGAUCACCGGCUUACAGACAGAGAAUGGGCAGAGGAGUGGAAGCACCUUGACCAUGUAAGAAAACUGCUGAACUGCAUCAUGGACAUGGUAGAGAAGACGAGACGCUCUCUUACAGUCCUGCGGCGAUGUCAGGAGGCAGACCGCGAGGAGCUCAAUUACUGGAUCAGGCGGUACAGCGAUGCUGAAGACCUCAAGAAAGGGACGAGCACCAGCACCAGCCACUCCAGACAACAGAGCCCUGUCAACACAGACCCCUCACUUCCAGAAGCUCACCGGGAACUCCUUCACAGGCCUGCCUCUGGAUAUGUGCCGGAAGAGAUCUGGAAGAAAGCUGAGGAGGCGGUGAAUGAGGUGAAGCGGCAGGCGGUGUCGGAGCUGCAGAAGGCCGUGUCCGAAGCUGAGCGGAAAGCCCACGAGAUGAUCAGCACAGAGAGGGUGAAAAUGGAACGCACCGUCGCCGAGGCCAAGCGACAGGCCGCAGAGGAUGCGCUGAGCGUCAUUCACCAGCAGGAGGACUCCAGCGAGAGUUGCUGGAACUGUGGGCGCAAGGCCAGCGAAACUUGUAGCGGCUGUAACACAGCAAGAUACUGCGGCUCUUUCUGUCAGCACAAGGACUGGGAAAAGCACCACCAUGUGUGUGGGCAGACCCUUCAGGCCCAGCAGCAGCAGCAGCAGCAGCAGCAGGGAGAGACUCCAGCAGCAGCAGCCAGCUCCUCAGCAACACCCUGCAGUGGAGCAGGGAGUCCGGUCAGCACGCCUCCAGCCACCACUCCCAGAUCAACAACCCCAGGCACUCCCUCUGCCAUAGAACCCACCACGCGCUAAGACAAGGAGAGAAUAUUAAGAAAACAAAAUAAAAACAAACAAACAAACAAACACACAUGUCCUCGUAUGCUCAAAGAUUAUAAACUAUUAUACUGCAAAAAGAAGGAACGUAUCCUCAAGUAGUAGUGAAACACAGAAGGCCAGUAACAGGUCAUAUUGACUUAUCAUGAUGAAAAACACAAAGAUUUUUUUUCUGUUAAAAACUGAAAAGACAGCAGAGAAUAACAAAAGAGUAAAUUUGACUUCCUCCCCUCUGUUAUUUUUCCAGUAGCUGGGAUUUUAAACUAGAUGACCUCAUUAACAGAUGCUUUACCAAACAGCAAACCAAGGGAUUGCUAGUGGCUGUUGAAAGCAAAAAUGCUAAUAUUCAAAUAUGAGAAAGGGACACCUUGUUCUUUGUAACAAUGAUGGAAAAAAGAGAGAAAAAACCCUCAAGGGCAUGAGCGUUGGAUAGAGCGUAGACAUUCUAACUAGAAGAUGAAUGGAAUACAUGGGUUACUGACUGAACUUUGAAGACCCGCAAUGAAACGCACACAUGAGCAGCAGAUUGGAAAGAAACACAGAUGUUCAUCCUUUUUUUGUAACUUCUGAAAGAAAUAUAAUAAUAUCCAUGUUAACGGAAUGAAAAAUUAAAUCUGUUCUGCAGUGGAACGUAUGAAAGAAGAAGCAGCAGCAAAGGGGAAAACAUGCCAUAAUUAAAAAAAAAAAAGACGCUUCCUUUUAAGAAAAAAAAAUAAAAAUAAAAUAAAUAAAUAAGGAACACACCAUUGUUCUCCAGCUUUCAUAUCAGCCAGCUGCUGCUUAUUACUCAACAGCAUUGCUUCACUUUAAAAACGAUCCACACAGUAAGGCAAUCAGGUCAGUUCCUGCUCAUUUAAACAACGUCAAAUAAAAAUAGAAGGUAAAUAAAACCACAAUGGCUUCAAUUCUGGCCCUUUCAUGUUUCUCCCGUCCUCAUACUAGUAGUUUUCUUGGUGUAAAACACUUCUGUCCUGUGAGGUUCCCAAUGGUGAUUUCUUGUGAAUGUGUUGGACAAAUGUGAAGAUGCAUUGUAGUUUAACCAUGCCAAUCACUUUAGUCUCUUUAUUCCUAGUUGUUGAAAAAGAAAACUGUAAUCUUUCUAUGCUGCUUUUAUAUUUGUAUGUAUUAGUGAUAUUUCUCUAGUAGCUCAAAAAGAAACAAUGGGAACAUUUUUUUUUCGCGGUUUUCAAGAAAAGAAAAAAAAGCUAUCUCUCUGAGCUGCUAUUUCACUCUGUUAGGAUCUUUUCUGAGAACUAGCAUGCUCCACGGAAUGCUAACAUAUUGAUGUUUUGUACAAGGGGAUGUACAUAAAUGUAUUUUGCACUGUCACAAAGACUCCCCAGGCAUGCUUCUUUUGGCAAACUCUUUAUUAAGUGUGCUAGAGCCAUUUUCACAGAUUUUUAUCUGUAGUUUUAGAAUAGCUGUAAAUGUUUUUAUUUUCUCGCUAACGUUAGUGAAGUUUUCAUAAUCAUAUAACGACUUCAUAUCUUUUAACAACAACAACAAAAUGAAGGACAGUGCAUGCAUAUCGCUGCAAGGUUGUUAAGUAUUGCUGUUUUUACAAAAAAAAAAAAUUAUAAUAAUAAAAAAAAUUAUAAAAUAACGCUCCAAAUGCUGAGGUGUAGAUUGACAGCUUUAACACUGCUGAAUGCCAGGUUAUACAGUAUUACUACAAACAAGGGAAGUCAGCCAAAGACAGAUCAGAAGGACCAAAAUCUGAUUUUAUGAAGAAGAAGAAGAAGAAGAAGAAGAAGAAGAAGAAGAAGAAGAAGACUCCAUAAAGUACCAGAAUAGUUUUUUCUCCAAAUGGUCAUCAGGUUAACCAGUUUGAGCAUGUGAACCAGUGGUCAUAAACCAGUUAACCCUUUGCUGUCCAGAACCCAGACCAGAACUACUCAAUAGCUUGGGACAAUGGCCCAGUAUAAGGGUGCUGUCACUCCUUUUAGAAGUAUAAAAAGGUUCUCAAACAAGCAAUAAUUUCCAAAUUCAGACUCCAGUCAAUAACGUUGUUGUAACAAAGAAAAACAUCCAAAAUGCCACUGUCUGACAAGAAUGUUGUUUCCAAUGCUUUAAUUUGUUUUUAAAAACAAUUCCUGGCCGAUGGUAAUUUUGGAGGGCCAUUCUUGACAACGGCACAUGUAUUCUACAAAUUGGCUAUUGAAUGGAAAUACAUAUGUGGUAUCGUGACGUCAUUUGGGUUGAUGUCACCACACUCUAAUACAGGCCAUAGAGAGAUAAAUACAUCACAAGAGAGUGUGUCUUUCUUUCUUUAUCAGUCAAUGAAAUAACCUUUAUAAAUAAAUAGCUUUGUGUCUGUCAACCAAAGCCCCCCUACUCACUCUUAACUGUUUAACAUGGAUGGUUUUGAUGCAGACAAAGGGGAACCACUCCCCAGUUUUAUAUCCACAUACUGAAAAUGCGCCUUCAAAUCUAGGAUUUAUCUUGUGGUUUUACCUCCCAAAGCAAAAUGUAACUAUUGACUUAUAAGGCUGAAAUGUAAUGUAAAAAAUUAAAAAAAGACUGGAUAUUGGAACAUAGUACCUAAGUAGAAAGGAGUCAGUAGUUAACAAGCACAUAACCAUAUGUUCUAUAAGGUCUUCUUAAAACCAUGGUGCUAAGAGACAAGUCAUUGACCUCAAUACAAUUGACUGGCGAUGGGCAGUCUGAUUUGUAGGACGACUUUCAUGUUCCUCACGUUCCUGAGCCUAUGUUCCAGACUGUAAAGGGUUAUGCAAUCCAAAAAGGUGUCUGACACCCAUUUAUGUCUCAGAAGCUGUGAUUUUAUGUGAAACGGCAAUGCUAUUUUAACACUAGUAUAUUGUAUACUUAAAAUAAAGAAUUAGUGCAUCAUGUUACUUCAAUUCAGGGCACCCUGGCUAAAACAAAUAAAUAAUAAAUAAAUACAAAUAGAAACUGACUCUUUGAGCUCUAUCUCCUCUCCUCUCCUCCCUUCCUCCUCUCCUCUCCUCCUUCUCUUCUCUCCUCUCCUCAUCUCCUCCUCCUCCUCCUCUCCUCUUAUGUUUUGCUACAGCCUCCUCAGUGGCAAAACGUUUCGCUCUACCUCUGACAGCAUGUAUAUUGCACCAGAACAAGAUACUGGUCUAGUCAAACCAAAUGGGCACAAGAGAACAGGAUACCAAAAGUAAAAGCUCAUACAGCUGCAAAACCAUAUCACUACUUGGUAACAAUGCAGACCUCAUAAACCUAAAGAAGAAAAAAAAAACUUUUGUUACUUUCUUUUAUGCUUGUCACUUAUAUACAGAUUAUUUGAAAAGUAUAAUGUGUAGGUAAACACACAUUUAAGAAAUUCAACAAGAAAAAGUCAACAUCAUUUGAUACAAUCAAAACAGCGGUCGCUGAUACGAAUAGGGCAUCUUAUCUCUCUCUCGUUCUCUCUCUCCUCUUUAUGUCUUUCUGUUGUGAGACGUGCUUGUUACAGGGCCGCCUGUCUUUGUUGCGUAGGUGCAUGUCAUGGGAAUUAAUUACAAAAAUAAAUACAAUAAUAUAUAAAAAAACAAAGGCUGGUUAAUUAAAGCAUGCCUAUGUCUGGAAUACUUUGGGGGACAAAAAAAAAGUUUGUAGAAGUAUCAAAAUAAACAAGACACAUGCAAACUGGAGGCUGUUGAAAUAUAGAUUAAAGUACAUUGUUUGGUUCUGCGACUUAAUUGUAAAAAAUAAAAAAAUUAAUAAACGGAAGUUGUUGUGCAAUACUUAAUUCAGACAUGUACCACAAGUUAAUGGUAGACUAACACUGGGGGGGUCUAUUCAUCAUGCUUUUGUCAGCAUACUCUUGAGCUUUUAAAGUCUACUAUGUCGGAACUGUGGUUUCUUGUUUAUUCUUUUCUUUUCUUUAGUUGGACUGUAAUGUAUAGUCUGUCAACCUGUGAAUCUUUUAAAGUAUGAUUCAGGUAUUGUUGUAUUCCUUACUGUGUAAUAAAAAUGUUAAUAUCUGUA
Messenger RNA from Acipenser ruthenus (sterlet), 6322 nucleotides. RefSeq names its product protein CBFA2T1-like. Gene Ontology annotation, biological process: DNA-templated transcription; negative regulation of DNA-templated transcription. Gene Ontology annotation, molecular function: transcription corepressor activity. The record is from RefSeq and is a predicted model, not a curated record. Bases 572 to 2347 code for a protein of 591 amino acids. NCBI's taxonomy places the organism in Eukaryota, Metazoa, Chordata, Actinopteri, Acipenseriformes, Acipenseridae. The transcript has 11 exons. Gene Ontology annotation, cellular component: nucleus.